Penicillium expansum is the source of this 1080-nucleotide messenger RNA. It is a transcript of the gene usgS, whose product is annotated as transmembrane protein UsgS. NCBI's taxonomy places the organism in Eukaryota, Fungi, Ascomycota, Eurotiomycetes, Eurotiales, Aspergillaceae. Bases 1 to 1080 code for a protein of 359 amino acids. The transcript has 5 exons. The record is from RefSeq and is a predicted model, not a curated record.
AUGUCAAGCUUCGAGCCAAAUGCCGUGAUCCGCGGCUUCCAGCUCACAGUGGUAGGCACUGUUCGUGCAUUAGCGAACCCUGAAUUAUUCAAGUACGACCAUUUCCGCCAAGCAGCUCUCGCAAUAGCCAUAGGCAUCGUGAUCCAAUUGAUCAUCCAAAUUCCAAUUAUUAGCGUUAAAUUCUCCAUCUACAUCUUAUCAUGGGUGAUCAACAUGGAGCAAGCUGUCUGGGAUGACAAGCUUCUCAAUGGAUUGGAAUUCAUGUCCAAGUCUGUCCUUCAGGUGCCAUUUUUGCUCAUGACCCUGAUGCGAUAUGUGACACCCACACUGGAUGAAAUCUUCAUGCAGUCAAUUCAAUGGGUGGACACCACAUACGUCCAGAAACAUAAAUCCGAAGAUCCUCAUCACCUCCGCUCUCUAUACUACCCCAAUCUUGUUCAGUACUCCGCCAAAGGCGGCUCCAGCGUCUCUCGGCCAAUUCCCCAAGCAUUGAAGUCAUUCUUCAAUCGCUAUGCAAAGAAGAUUGGUAUGAUGCUUGGUAUCUAUCUUCUCUCAAUGGUUGUUGUCAUCGGUCGGUUCGUCAUGCCAGCAGCGAGUUUCUACACAUUCCGAAGCCAUGUCGGCUCCAACCCCGCGGCCGUCAUUUUUGGAGUAGGUUUGAUUCUGCCGAAGACCUACAUUGUCACAUUUCUCCACACCUACUUUGCUUCGCGCAGCCUGAUGCGUGAACUUCUUGAACCCUACUUUUGGCGCAUUAAGUUCACUCCUGAGCAAAAGCGUCAGUGGUUCCGCGACCGUGAAGGUGUUCUCUUCGGCUUUGCCUUCGCGUUCACGGUUCUUCUGCGCAUUCCAUACAUUGGCGUGUUGAUGUACGGCGUUGCUGAGGCAUCUACAGCAUACCUUGUCACUAAGAUCACCGACCCGCCCCCACCUCCUGCUGAAAGUACAAACUUCGCAGAAAGCCAGGUUACCUGGAAGAACAAACAUGAUUUCUUGCGCUUGUCUCUUGAUAAUCUUGACAAGCUCAAUGUCGAGCACGAUCAGAAGGAACCGGCCUCUCCCGGAAAGAAGUUUACUUGA